Molecule: messenger RNA, 2035 nt
Organism: Erigeron canadensis
Lineage: Eukaryota; Viridiplantae; Streptophyta; Magnoliopsida; Asterales; Asteraceae
Product: E3 ubiquitin-protein ligase RNFT1-like
Exons: 8
Coding region: 234-1766 (510 amino acids)
Biological process (GO): positive regulation of ERAD pathway
Molecular function (GO): ubiquitin protein ligase activity
Source: RefSeq, a predicted model, not a curated record
CCAAUCCCUUGAAUCGAUUUGAAUCCUUGUUUCUUUCUUCUCGAUUCCACCCUAAAUCAUUCUCAAUUCAAUUAUACAUACACAAAUUUGUAUCUAUAUAUAGAUAUUUAUAUACUCAUAAUAAUAUCGCUACCUAAUCCUGUUCGUCAUCGAAAUAAUCAUAUAUAUAUAUUAUAAUUAUAAUUAUAAAUAAAUUAGUUAAGCAACAUUGUGAUUGAAUUAUCAGAGUUUAUAUGCGGCGAUUUAUGGAAACAACAGGAGGUGAUUCAACGAAUUCUGAUGUCCAUUCAAAUCCUUCAUCUCCGACGGCGGCGUUACGGAGAACAAUUAGUAACAAUUCGUCAUCGCCGAGAACGACGUCGUCUCCGCCGUUUCCGAUUAUCAGGUUUUUACAAGCACCUGUAACUACUUUGAUUGAGUAUUCAGGUGUGUUAAGACCUAGGUCAAGUAAUAAUAAUGAUUAUAAUGAAUCUGAGUCUCUAAUUCCUGUUAAUAAUAGUAAUCACCGGAGUCAUGAUCAUGAAAGUAGGUCUAGUGGUUCCGGUAGAGUUAGUAAUGGUAGUACUACUGCUACUAGUAGUAAUGAUGGAGGUGAAAAUAGUACGGAUGAGGUUUCGAUCCGGAUAUUGACCGGUGGAGAGCAGGACGAACACCGUGGUGAGGCGGUGGAGCGUGGAGAGAGCGAGUCGGUUGAUUCUGGUGAUGUAACUGGUGGUGGUAAUGGUAAUGGUAAUGGUGGGAUUGAUAAUAGUAAUGGUAGUAAUAAUAAUAAUAAUAAUAAUAAUAAUAAUAAUAAUAAUAAUAAUAAUAAUAAUAAUAAUAAUAAUAAUAAUAAUAAUAAUAAUAAUAAUAAUAAUAAUGUGGAUACAGCAUAUCAGCAGAGGUAUGAUUUGCAGCAGGUUUCGAGAUGGAUUGAACAGAUUCUUCCGUUCUCGAUCUUGUUGUUGAUUGUGUUCAUUCGUCAGCACUUACAAGGUCUCUUUGUUACUGUCUAUAUAACUGCUUUCAUGUACAAAUCAAAUGAUAUUCUACGGAAGCAGACUGCUUUAAAGGGGGAGAGAAAGUUAUCUGUUCUGGCAGGGUAUUGUAUUCUUUUUAUGCUUCAUGUGAUUGGAGUUUACUGGUGGUACCAAAACGAAGAUCUUUGUUAUCCCUUGUUUAUGGUUCCCCCAAAAGCAAUACCACCAUUUUGGGACGCUGUAUUCACCAUCAUUGUAAAUGAUACAAUGGUACGGCAGGCUGCAAUGGCUUUUAAGUUGGUAUUGCUUAUGUACUAUAAAAAUGGCAGGGGCCAUAGUUUUCGUAGGCAGGGUCAAAUGUUGACUCUGGUUGAGUACACACUCUUAUUAUACCGUGCCUUCUUACCUGCCCCUGUCUGGUACCGUUUCUUUUUGAACAAAGAAUAUGGCAGCCUCUUUUCGUCUUUGACAACAGGCUUGUAUUUAACCUUGAAGCUCACAUCUGUUGUUGAAAAGAUUGGAUCCUUCUAUGCCGCAUUAAAGGCACUAUCACGGAAGGAGGUCAAUUAUGGAUCACAUGCAACGGUAGAACAGCAGGUGAGUGAGGCAGGAGACUUGUGUGCUAUCUGCCAGGAAAAGAUGCAGGCUCCAAUUUUGUUGCGUUGCAAACAUAUUUUUUGCGAGGACUGUGUUUCAGAAUGGUUCGAAAGGGAAAGAACUUGUCCACUAUGUAGAGCUUUGGUGAGACCAGCGGAUAUACGAUCAUUUGGAGAUGGCUCAACGAGUUUGUUCUUCCAGUUAUUCUAGACUUCCCAAGUUCCCAUGCAGACCGUUUGCUUUCUUCAAUAUCGUCCACGGAUUUUCCCAAAGUUAUAAUCUGUAUUAUUGCAGUUAUUUUUGGCAUCUUUUCCCCCGCUAAUUGUACAGUCGAGGAUUUCUUGUGCCCCUAAUUAUAGUGAUAUACUCACACACAUAUACAUACAUACAAUAUUACACAUGAGUGGAUUAUGUAAUACCAUUGUUAACGCUUUGUAUAUGGAAAUACGCUAUAAGUGUUUGUAUGGAUGAUUUCCACA